CCAAGCCCAGCAAGCAAAGCAACCAGUUCAGCUAGCUAGCUAGCUUAUUGGUGCAUAAUUUCAUCAAGCAAGUCUCCUGUGACCUUGCUCAUAUAACCAGUACGUCCGAGAUCGAUCGAUUAAGCUACUAGCUGUGCUAAGUAUAUAUAGCUAGCUAGUUACCUGUCGUCGUCGUCGAUCGUGCUUGCAUUCGUGCUUAUUAGCUCUGUCAACAAUGGCGUCGCCGUCCCGAACAAACAAGCCGCAGCUUGUGUUGUGGCCGUCACUCCUCACGCUGCUGAUCUUCUUGCCCGGCGCCCUAGAGGCUUCUGCUGCGGGUGCCGGAACAGGCACCAGCACCUUCUCCCCGAGCUCCAUCAGCUCCUCUGCCGAUGGUGCAGCAGCAGCUGCUACGGGCCGCAGGUCGCUGCUGGCGGCGUCGCCGUCGUCGAGCGUGUUCAGCCUCGACCGCUACGGCGCCUGCGGCGACGGGAGCCACGACGACACCCAGGCGCUGGCCCGGGCGUGGAACGCGGCGUGCGCUUCGCCGCAGCCGGCCGUCCUGCUCGUCCCCGGCGGCAAGCGCUACCUGCUCAAGCUCGUCACUCUUUCCGGCCCGUGCAAGUCCAGCGUCACGGUGACAGUGAAGGGCACGCUGGUGGCGUCGCCGAACCGGUCCGACUGGAGCGACGAGGACCGGCGGCACUGGAUCGUGUUCCGUCAGGUUGACAGGCUCACCGUCAAUGGCGCCGGCACCGUCGACGGCAACGGCGAGACGUGGUGGAAGAACUCGUGCAAGAUCAACAAGGCUCUCCCGUGCAAGGAGGCCCCAACGGCGCUGUCGUUCCAUUUCUGCACGAGCUUGAGAGUGCAGGAUCUGAAUGUUGUCAACAGCCAGCAGAUCCACAUGUCCAUUGAGGAUUGCACCGGCGUGCAGCUGACAGGCCUGUCGAUCACGGCGCCCGGCACCAGUCCCAACACUGACGGCAUCCACAUCACACGCAGCAACGAUGUGCAGGUCACCAACUGCAAGAUCAAGACAGGUGACGAUUGCCUGUCCAUCGAGAGUGGGACGCACAACCUCCAUGUGUCGCAAGUGGUAUGUGGGCCAGGGCAUGGGAUCAGCAUCGGGAGCUUAGGAGACGACAACUCGAGAGCCGAAGUCUCAGGCAUCACCAUAGAUUCAGUACAAUUAUACGGCACGACCAACGGAGCACGCAUCAAGACGUACCAGGGAGGAAGUGGGUACGCCAAGGACAUCACGUUCCAAAACAUGGUCAUGUACGACGUCGCGAACCCGAUCAUCAUCGACCAGAACUACUGCGACAAGGCUACGGCGCCAUGCGAAUUGCAGGGAUCGGCAGUGGAGGUCAGCAAUGUCGUGUUCAAGAACAUCAAGGGGACGACAGUGACCAAGGACGCUAUCAUGCUGAAUUGCAGCAGGAACGUCCCGUGCCUUGGCAUUACCCUGCAGAACAUUAACCUGAGGAUGCAGGGCAGUAACGGUAAGGAUGCCGCGGAAAGCACAUGCCAGAAUGCGAGAUGGAGAAAAUCCGGGACGGUUCUUCCACAGCCGUGCACCUCCAAAAACUAGCUAGCUAGCUAGGGCAUGCACACAGUUGAAACUUGAGCAGCUUAUUAGUUUGUAGCAAGCAUGUACAGAGAGUGUGUAUAGGACAUAUACUAUACUACUUAAACAUAUAGAUUCAUUAUUGGGCGGCUCUGGUAAUGGUAGCAAAAGACCUGCCAGUAAUUCGUUGUAAAAUUGAUCAUAAUAUAUAUCCGAGACGCAUAUCUUACUAUAAGUCGUCUCUAAUAGUAUAUCAAAGACACUUGUUCUUGAGGUCUGUCUGUUCUGUAUAAUACAUUAGAGGUGGCAUAUAAU
Sorghum bicolor (sorghum) is the source of this 1864-nucleotide messenger RNA. Its product is annotated as polygalacturonase ADPG2. Lineage: Eukaryota; Viridiplantae; Streptophyta; Magnoliopsida; Poales; Poaceae. Gene Ontology annotation, molecular function: polygalacturonase activity. The coding region runs from base 215 to 1573 and encodes 452 amino acids. The transcript has 3 exons. The record is from RefSeq and is a predicted model, not a curated record. Gene Ontology annotation, biological process: pectin catabolic process; anther dehiscence; fruit dehiscence.